UUGUUCGACUUUGUGUGAUCAACAUGCGUGUCCUCUUUUUGCCUUUUGCAGUGGCUCUCUUGGGAGUGGUCGGUGCGACUUCUCUGUCCAGGACAUACUUGCCGCCUCAAGUGCAGCGCAAGGUGAUCUCUGUUCCCAGGAUUGAAGUUCAACCCCAGAUCAUUCAGCGCCAGGUGGUUCAGCCACAGAACACCUAUCUGCCACCUCGAGUGGUGCCACAAGUGAUUCCCGUUCGUCCUGCUCCACAAGUGGUACAAAUAGCUCGUCCUGCUCCACAAGUGGUACAGAUAGCUCGUCCUGCACCACAAGUGGUGCAGAUAGCUCGUCCUGCUCCCCAAGUGAUCUCCGUGGCUGCUCCUCGUAACACCUAUCUGCCACCUCGAGUGAUUAGUCCUGCUCCACAGGUGGUGUCCAUUGCUCGUCCUGCUCCGCAGUUGAUCUCGGUGGCUGCUCCGCGCAAUACUUACCUGCCGCCACAAGUCAUCGCUCCCCGGAACACCUACCUGCCGCCCCAGUAA
Molecule: messenger RNA, 518 nt
Organism: Drosophila santomea
Lineage: Eukaryota; Metazoa; Arthropoda; Insecta; Diptera; Drosophilidae
Product: MAGE-like protein 2
Exons: 2
Coding region: 24-518 (164 amino acids)
Source: RefSeq, a predicted model, not a curated record